CACAUACAAUUUUUAAAUUAGUAUUAAAAAUGGACGACAAGAAUUAAAAUCGUCUGGACUUCAACUCCAAAUGUCUACAUUUAAUAUAAACAUGAGAACUGGAGGAAAUUAAAAAUAUGUUAAAGUGCGGGUGAACUAUGAAGGAUCGAAAAGACAAGCUUAAAGCUAAAACAUGGGAAAGAGACAGAAGGCAACGCAUGGACACAUGCUACAAAACAUUAGCAGAAUUAUUGCCUCCCCAUCAGGAAGGGAGAAAACGAAACAAAGUAGAGAUUCUUCUUCACGCCACAAAAUAUAUCAGAGACCUCCAUAAUCGCACUGAUGAAUUGUUUUGCACCCGUGGUACUGCGGCACACAAAGAAGAAUUGUCACGAUUGAAAAAGCUGGUAACACAAUUAUUAUCGCAUAUACAAUUACUCUCAACUCUUUUGAAGGAUGCUGGGAUAUCUGUACCUGCUGAACCAGCUUUAGAAAAAAUCUCUCCAAAAUUAUGGUCUAAUAAAAUAACAGCUGAUAUAACCGAAUGUUUUAUUAAAGAACAAAGUAAAAAAUCAGAAAAAGUAAAACGAAGAAGUCCACUUAAAUCAAGUUUAAAGAAAAAUUCUCCUAAAAAGUCUUCCGUACGUAAAAAUUUUACUGCAACCGACAAAAGUGUUAAUGAAAAUCAAGAAAAUUGUGUAAAUGGAAUAACAAAUAAAGAUGAUGAUGAUUCUUCUAAAGUAAACAGUAAAUCCUCUCCAAGUACGACGCCAAUUUCAGAACAAAAUGAUGAUGUAGAAGUUACUUCACCAUCAUUUACAGGUAAAUCAACUAAACGGAAAACAGCUAAAAGAGCAAAAAAGGAAAAAAUCGAUAAGAAAUCAUUAUCAGGUAAUAAUGGUUCAAUUACAAAUCUUCCUCCAGGAGCACUUGUUUUUUCCGGAACAAAGUUAAUGCCGGUUGUGACGCCAAUGUCACAAAUCACGUCAAAUAUUGUAGUCAAUCAUCAAUCACAAAAUCCUAUAAUUUUAAAUAAUGCACAGCAAAGCCCGAUGAUAGUUAAUCAGCAUCCCACCACUAAUCCAAUAAUCUUGAAUAAUACUCAUCAAAAUCAAAUGAUUGUUAAUCAACAUCAACACGCUAAUUCGAUAAUUUUAAAUAACGCCCAACAAAAUCAAAUGAUUGUCGUUCAUCCAUUGCAAGCGAAUCAAGUUCAAAAUUCCGUUAUUUCAUUGCAAAAUCAAACGACAAUUAGAAAUAUUAUACCAAGCACUUCGAAAAUACCACGAAUAUCGAAUUUAGCGAGUGUUUCAAAAUUUACCGGUGUACAAAAUUUACAAAAAGGUAUUACAAACGAUGAUAUUGUUAAUUUAAAAAGUAUUGCUGAUAAUUCAAAAAUAGGAGGACAUAAAGCAAUACUGCCAAAAUCAGCAUUUACAAAGGCAAUAACAAAAACAACAAUGACAUACAAAGUUCCCAUUCCAGCAAUUCAUAAGGAGAAAACCAUAGCAGAAAACAAGGAAAUCGAAAUAGAAGAGCGUUCAAAAGGAAAACCAUCAAAGUCUUCUAAAAAUCAGAAAGAUCAACGAAAUCGUGAAAAUUCCAAUUCUGAUGAUAAAACAUCACAUAAACGUAGUGCAAGUGACAAUAAAACUCAAGAAUCAAAUAGCAAAAAACGAAAACUUACAGAAAAUGAUGGCGGAAAAUCAUCUCAAGUAAAAAUUACAAGUAUUGUCGAAAUACCCGCAAAUUGUAAAACUAUUGGAAACAUCAAGCAAGCAAUUAAACAUACAGAACAUGGAUCUGAGAAAAAGACAAACAAAAAUUCAGACAAUCCGCCAAGUGAUAAAAAUUGUGAUUUAAAACAAAUUGAUACAAAGAAUUCAGAAUCUAAUGAAAUUGAAACAAAUGUUGAUUUGGUAGAAAUUAAUAAAAAUAAUCAAGAAAAUCAAUCGCAGAAUUUGAAAGAACCCAUAGAAUCAAUUUCAAUUGAGACGAACGAUAAGGAUAAAAAUUCAUCUCUCUCUUUACAAUCAAUAAAACCAAUCAACAAUGAAGUUAUGAUAUCAAGAACUAAUGAAGACUGUGAUAUUGAUACGGGCUUCGAUAAUCUUUUGCAACCAAACAAUACUGAACCUUCAAUCAUAGAAGAGGAAGUAACGCCAGAGAAUGAUAAAAUUAUUCUAAAUCUCGAUACAAAUACAACAACAACUCUGAAAUUAGAAUCAAAUGAUACAAUAAAUAAAUCCAAUGAUUCGAAGCAAAACGAAUCCACUGAAACUUCUAAAGAAGAAUUAAAAUCCCUUUCCUACAGUUCAAGUAGCAGUUUUAUUCCAAUAAAUAAUAAACCCGAAACACUUCAUUCCGAUCUAUCAAAUGAUAUAUUUGCAUCACUUCAAGUUCCUUCCAAUUCUCACAAUCCUGAAUCAAUAUCACCAACAGCCGCAUUUUUAAUGGCUUUUCCAUUAGUCUCAUCCCUCAGCGGAAAAACGGAAGUUCUUGAUGAAGAAAUGAAAGAAGAAUUUAAAUAUCAAAGUCAAACACCUCCAAUGUUACUUCAAAUCGGUGCAAUUGAACCAAAUAGUUUCAAAAUCAAAUCCUCAAUUGCAAAUCCAAUUACAGAGAAUAAUUUAAAAAAUGACAAUCAAGAAAAAUCAUCCAAUGAAAUUAAAACACUUUCAAAAACAAAUGAAACAGAAAAUAUUAAAGAGCCAUUAAAAAUUUCAACAAUUGUCGAUCAAUUAACAACAUCUACAUCACUCAAUGAUGUUGUCAAUUCAUUUCCUGAAAAUUCACGAAACAUUACAACUGAUAAUAAUUCUGUUACAAUGAUUAAUGAAUCAUUAAUUCAAGUUUCAUCAGCAAAUGAAAAAUCUCUUAACUAUGACACUCCUAAAAAUGAUAUUUUAACAACAAUUUCCACAGAUUCAACAAAAAAUACAAUUUCUACAAAAUACAAUAACGGUACUGAAUAUUUGAAAUCUCAAAAUCAAACAGAAACAAAGAAAAAUUCUAUUCAAAAUUCUCACUAUGAAUUCCCAAAAGUUCCCACUUCCACCGCGGCUAAUUCAUUCAAUUCACAUGAAACUGACGUAUCUUUUAUCAAUUCAGAUAAUAAAACAAACUUUUCAAACACGAGCAAUGAAUCUGAACGUAUUUGUCCAGCAGUUAAAUUGCAAGAGAAAAUUGACGUUAAUUUGCAAAAUAAUUCAAAUUCCGAACAAAUUCAUACGAAAAUUCCCGAAGGAAUCCAAAUGAAUGUCCUUGAUUCUUACAAUAUUCGAGACUCUGAUUCAUUUAAUAAUAUUUUAACUCCAAAUUUACCGAGUACAAUUACAAAUACUGUUCAAAUUGAAACCACCAAUUCAUCGGCAGUACAAUCGAAUUCACAGAAUGUUAAUAAUAAUCCAAAUCCAACGAGUCAUCAUGAACAUUGCAAAACUGUCGAAACAUUUACAGCAACAAAUACUGAAAUUCCAUUUGAAACACGUGCAAUUUAUCACUCGACUAGUGGAGAAUUUCGAAAUUCUUCUACAAAUCAUGGACAAAAUUGUACCACAAAAUUAUCAACAAUCGUUCAAUCUGAGCAGAAAAAUGAAAUUUUUUCAACCAAAAAAAUUGAGACAAAUGAAUUAUCACAAAAUACAAUAUCAUACGAAUGUAAUGAUAAAAGUAAAUUGAUUGACAAAAAAAUUGAUUCAAAUGAUAUAAGAAAUAAUUAUCAACGAAAACCAGUGGAAACAAUUUCUUCUUACAUUGUACCAUUUGAGAAGAAUGAAAAGAAAAUUACAACAUCAACUGAAAAUGAUAAAAAUAUUAUUCUUAAUUCUUAUUCGCAACAGCAACAAUUUAUAACUACUUCUAAUUAUGAAGAAAAUUCUAUUUCUAGAACACAAUCAACUACCACUGUUGCUCAUAAUACUUCGAAUUUCAGUAUUUUAUCGUGGACUACAUUUUCACCCACCAGUGGAACUAAUAAUAAUAAUAAUAAUAGUAAUAAUACUGCUGGUAAUAAUAAUAGCAAUAAUAAUAGUAAUAAUAAUAAUAAUAAUAAUAGUAGUAAUGUCAGUAACAAUAGCAGUAGUAAUCACAAUAAUAAUCUUGUUCAAUUCGAUCAAGGAACUGAUGCCACUCAAUCAAAAACAAUUGGCGAAAAUUUCAAUUAUCUUAACAUCAAUAAAGAAAGUUUUACAAAUAUAUUACCAAUUUCUUCAUCAUAUUCUUCAGAUUUGCAAUCUACAGGUUUUGAUAAGUCGAGAACCAAGCAAUCACCAGAAAUGCAGAAACGAUCAUACAUUGAUAGCUCGAAAACACGAAAUGUUCGUUCAAUUCCUGUUCCACAAAAACAGAGUCGAUCUCAUACUCAAACUCAAAAUCAGAAUCGAUCGCAAAAUCAAAAUUCAUCGCAAAACCCACCACAAAAUCAUACUCAGAAUCAUACUCAGAAUCAUACGCAAAAUCAUCCUCAAAAUCCAAAUCAUUUGCAAAAUUCCAUAACAAAUGAAUAUAAAUUUGGAAAUGAUGGUAAAAAUAAAAUAAAAUACACGGAAAUGGAUUAUAUGCAGAAUGAUUAUUCGGGUAUUGAUAAUAGACAACAGCAACAUGGAUUGAAGGUUUCCACCCAAUUGGCACCAUCAAAACAAGAUAAAUCAAAUUACAUAAUGUCUGAUUAUGGAAUACAGACACAUUAUGAAACUGAUUCCCAACAAAUGCGUUACAAUAUCGAGAUUUAUCCGAAUUCGUCAAAUUUUAAAUACGACAAAACACAACAACAUCAACAUAAAUAUCAAUCUUCUAGUCAGGUGAAUAUUCUUCAACAGGAGAAUACAAAUUACAAUUCUGCUAAUAAAACCCAACAACAGCAGCAACAACAGCAACAGCAGCAGCAACAACAACAAAGUUCCGUUAAAUCAAAAUCUCAUCAGCAAGUCCAACAACAAAAUACAAUUCGACCUCCCGUUAAUUGGAUGAUGACACCAGAAAUAAAACACAAUUCAAAUAUUACCGAUAUUAUUCUACCACCAAUUGGCAAAGAUUUGGAUUUUUGUCAAAAUAAUCUUUUCUCACAAACUCCAUCCUACAAUCAAACAACAUCAAAUCAAUUUUACAACAAUUACGAUGUGACUGCUCAUGGAUUUCCAAAUAUUCCCGUUCUUCAAACAGAUCCAAAAAGAAUGGAUCCAACAUUCUAUCCCGAGGAACAACCAUUCUCUUGGUCUCCAACUAAAAAUAUAACACAAAAUGAUCAAACCCAAACUCUUAAGCCAAUUGAUCAUCAAAUUGUUCCCUCAACAUUACCAACACUUGUCGGUGAUCUUGCUCUAGGAACAAAUCUUCCCGACAAACAAAAUUUCCUCUUCGGUCAAAUGCCUAUUCGAAGUUCAAAUAACGAACCACAAAAAGAUCAAUCAAAAGAAAAAGAACAAAGAGAUUUUCAAAUGAUCAAUCCAAAUGUUCAACACACAACACAGGGAAUGUCCUUUCUAUCAGUCAGUCAACUCGUCGAACAUGAGAAAGCAGAAAAAAAUCAACAUCAUCAGCAACAACAACCGCGUAAACACCAAAGAAAAAGUAAUCCCAGUCCAAGAAAUGCCAAACGUCAAUUGGAAUUACGAAAACAGACAAUUAACGAAGAACAAAAAUCAACGACAUUUGAACAAAAUUAUCAACAACAGGGAAAAUAUCAACAAAAUGAAAUUCAUUGGAGAAGUAGAAAUUGCAAGAGUAAUUAUACAGCUGAGGCAUUAAUUAGCACAAAUACAAAUGACACCACCACAAAUGACACAAAAAAAUAUACAAAUUAUUCUCAAAAUAAAUUCCCCACCGAUCCAAUGAUGCCAAUUAAUUAUUUUCCAAAUGUUGACGAUACAAGUGGAUACGGUCAAGUGGUGAAUCAAAAUUUCAAUCAUUCCUACGGCUAUUCAUCAAAUACUAAUAUUUAUCCAACAACAAAUUUCAUUACAAGCAUCUCAAAUACGCCAACAAAUUAUAUGAUGCCACUUCAUGAGAAUACAGAUUAUUUGGAAGCAAAUAAUGCAUUUCUAUUGCCAUCAACAACGUCGAAUAUUACAACACCAACGCUUGCGAAUAUAAAUUCAAAAAAUCAUAUUGCUACUAAUAAACAUCAGAAUUGUGAUAAACGUUUGUAUCCAUCAACACAAAAGAAAGGCAGUAAACGUAAGACUGAUGUGCAAAAUUUCGAAUUUCCAUUAUCGGGUAUCACUUCUCCAUUAGAUGACUAUCAUCAUACAUUUCUUCCACCCAAUCCUUUAUAUCAGAAUCAUUCACAGGCGAAUGUUUAUCCAAAAACGAUGAAUGCAUUGGCACCACCACCACCACCGCCGCCGCCUCCACCAUUGCCUCCAGCAUCAUCAACAUCGCUUCCACCGCCAAUUGUCUCCGGUAGUCAAGGUAUUCCAUCAACAUCGGGAAUAUCAUCCUCUAAUCCUAUGGCUGUUGGCCAUCAUCCCUCGGGCACCAGUCUUAUCAACUUCAAUCUGAGUACCAUAUUUCCUGAAAUGAACGAUAAGAAUUGUUACAAGUCUUCUGCAAAUGAAAUUCAAUCUGGAUUGGUGCAGUCUUCCAGUCACGCGCCUACAAGUUAUCCACAACGAUCCAGUUACACAAAUGCUUUAGUUCACAUGUCACAGGUUCCUGAAACAAUGCAAUUUACCAGUGAUGUACCACGACCACCACCACCACUAUCGGGCGUUGUUCAUUAUAAAAAUCCUUGACGAACGACGCAAAAAUAUCGACAUUGUCGAGGCAAAGAAAAGCAGAAUGUCAAACCAACGACAAUUACACACUCUGAAAACACAAUGGUGCUCAAUGAUGUUUUGUAUAAAUGUAUAUAGUUCAAAAAAAAAUUAAUUUAAUAUUGUUAUUAUAAUAGAAGUAACAAUAAUAUUAUAUUUAAAAAUAUAAAAUACCACGUAUUUUAAAAACAAA
This is a messenger RNA of Leptopilina boulardi, 6927 nucleotides long. Its product is annotated as probable WRKY transcription factor protein 1. Gene Ontology annotation, molecular function: DNA-binding transcription factor activity, RNA polymerase II-specific; RNA polymerase II transcription regulatory region sequence-specific DNA binding; protein dimerization activity. The record is from RefSeq and is a predicted model, not a curated record. NCBI's taxonomy places the organism in Eukaryota, Metazoa, Arthropoda, Insecta, Hymenoptera, Figitidae. The coding region runs from base 138 to 6713 and encodes 2191 amino acids. Gene Ontology annotation, biological process: regulation of transcription by RNA polymerase II. The transcript has 8 exons. Gene Ontology annotation, cellular component: RNA polymerase II transcription regulator complex.